AUGAGGCCGGGCAUGGCCAUUCACGCCGUUCGCUACCGGUACUUCCUGCGGCUUGGGGGCGAUAAUUUGCGGCUCUGGCUGCGCGGGCGGUGUCGAGUCCCCAUUGACCUCCGUUGGCGCGGCCUCGGCAGCAGCGACGGAGGGGGCACUCGCAGGCGGUGUGGUCGCGUCUGGUGUGGAUACUGGCUCGUCUGUUGUGAGAGCCUGCGCUUGCGCCUUUGCAGCCGCCUUCUGCUGCGCCCUCUUCUCAGCCCGCGCCGCGCGCGCAGCCUUUUUCAGAGCCGAUUUCGUGGGUUUGCUGGGCUCGGGCGCGCUGCUAGUGCUCGUGCGUCAGGCUCCCCGACAAUCACGCGUCAUACGCACAACGCACCUUUGCGCGGCCUCGGAGUCGACCUGCUCCGAGAUCUCUUCGUCGGACUCCUCGCCAGAGUCCACGGGGAGUGCGGAGAACGCUGUCCUGGUUCCAAAGCGGUUCGACAUGACUGA
This is a messenger RNA of Schizophyllum commune H4-8, 486 nucleotides long. RefSeq lists its product as uncharacterized. The record is from RefSeq and is a predicted model, not a curated record. The coding region runs from base 1 to 486 and encodes 161 amino acids. The transcript has a single exon. NCBI's taxonomy places the organism in Eukaryota, Fungi, Basidiomycota, Agaricomycetes, Agaricales, Schizophyllaceae.